Molecule: messenger RNA, 480 nt
Organism: Saccharomycopsis crataegensis
Lineage: Eukaryota; Fungi; Ascomycota; Saccharomycetes; Ascoideales; Saccharomycopsidaceae
Exons: 1
Coding region: 1-480 (159 amino acids)
Source: RefSeq, a predicted model, not a curated record
AUGUGUUUAAGAGAGGAGAUAUCAUUAGAGCACUUCAAGAAGGUAUCUAUCUUCUUCGAUAUGGAUCCUGAAGAAACUCUCAAAAGUAUUCCAGAAGUUUCCCUUGAUAUCGUCGGCAACGAUAUCUCCAAGUACACGCCGUUGGCUGCAAUGUUAAUUUCCAUAUCAAGAAACCAGGAAAUUGUGGAUUACAUUAAAAACCGAGAAUUGAUGAACGAGUCCUGGUACAGAAGAGGUUCUCUUUACGAUAUAGAUGAAACUAGUUCUGAUGACACUUUGUUUUUCAUGAUCAAUCUCUCAAUGGGUGAGAUUUAUCUAUUAAAAAAACAAAAAAAAAAAGUCGUCUUUAGUUUAUGGCAGAUCAUGAAUUUGCCCGAGUUUUGCAGAACGUCCGACUACUUCAUGGUGUUCUGGGCUGUACCCCCACUGAAAAAUUGGAUGAGUUUGCGCAAAUACUUUUUGAUGAGGUUGAAGUGCUAA